Messenger RNA from Amoebophrya sp. A25, 1541 nucleotides. NCBI's taxonomy places the organism in Eukaryota, Dinophyceae, Syndiniales, Amoebophryaceae. The record is from the annotation of a GenBank genome assembly.
GCAUGCUGAAAUUGAACACGUUCUUGUCUCUCACUCUUCCGCGUCGUCCCAACAGCAUGCUUCUUAUGCGCAAGUCAUUUACAAGCCUUCGGGUAAAAUCAAUGAACCAGGAUUUUUUUCGCAUAAUGUUAGUUAUUGGUCAAUUGAUGUUUCAACGUUUUUCGCGUGUUCCUAGGCUAGCGUCUUACUAAGAAAUAAUGUCAGCCCUCAUGCGAAGGCUGCUCGUCGCCGCCUGCGCCACACUUGCGCAGCCAGACGCUAUCUCUCACUUCAGUAGUCUUACUGUUUCCAGUAGCCCUCUGAUUUUCGCCGUUGCUGCAGAAUCAAAGUCUACAUCAUCUUCAGAGACGAAAAAAAAGAAGUCCAGCAAGUCAUUCGAGGACAAGGAGGGAGCAUCUUCUUCUUCUUCAAAAGCAAAAUCCACACCAGAACAGCAGUUCUGGUCUUCAACGCCAUUCCUCAUCGCUAGUUUUGUACUUUCCACUGGGAUUUUCGCCGUUUUCAUCGUCUCCAAUGGCCUUGCAGGUGGUGCUGGACGACACACUGUCAAGGCUGAUGCGCAUGUGGCCUUGUUUGGAGCUUGCAACUCCGGAAAAACUUCGCUGUUCUUCCUCUUGCGUGAUGAUGAACGCGACGUGCCUUUAGUCAGUUCUUUGAAACCAUCGAGGGAUGUCAUCAACUUCAAAAGAACAUCUCCUUUAGCACCAGCAUCGCCCAUCAAAACUACCAGAGUAGCUACUUCAGAAGAGCAACAUCAAGAUGCUGAGCAAGAUGAAGCAGGACCAUCUUCUCCAGUCGAGUUGCUCGAUUGCCCUGGCCAUCCUAUGAUGCGCAUGGGCAACCGCAAUGCUGUCAUCAGCAUGCUCAAAGCCAAUACGGGGAAAAAAUCUAAAACAGGCAUCCUCUACCUCGUAGAUGGCAGUGACAAGGCUGAACUGAAAAAUGCAGCCGAGCACCUCUACGAUCUCUUCACCGAUACCGAGUUCGUCAAGGCGGAUCCGGCACUGUUGUUGACUAUCAACAAGACUGACAAGAUGCAGAGGACUGAGAAGAUGGUAGUGGACGAGAUCGAACGCGAAAUCGAACGCAUGCGAGCUUCGCGCUCGCACGCUUUGGAAAACGACGACGCGGCGGACCAGUACCUAGGCGUAGAAGGAGAGCGUUUCAGCAUCAAGAAACACGCACCGUUGAGCACUGUGGAGACCUGCGCAGUGUCGGUAAAGCUGAACAAGAUCGACCCAGUGAGGAACUUCGUGGCCAAUUUGUUGGACUAGCUGCAGUAGACUGGUAGGAUGGGGAGGUGUCGUCAACUGUGACGUGAUUUAGACACAAGAUCAAGGAAUGCAGACGACGUUGAGUUUUUCGCAACCAGCACAACUCUACCUCCAUGAUCAAAAAGGUCAACACACCACAAAAACUUUUGCUUCAUUUUGUCUUUAUCCUCGAUAUUUUAUCAUACAGGCCGACAAAGUUUUCUUUUUAAACUUUAUUUCCUCCUUGUUCCCCCAUUGAAUAUCAUGCGCCUAGUGACCACUUCUAGC